AUGCAACUCAAGGCAAUUCAGAAGCUGGAGCUGCCGGCUGCGGCGGACAUGCACGUUCAUUUGCGCCAGGGCGAGAUGAUGGACGUCGUGGUGCCGACGGUUGAGCAAGGAGGAGUUGAUACGGCCUUUGUAUGGCUAAUUCUCAUCGAGGUUCUCGAAUACCAAGGCAAGCUCCGUGCUGCCGCGCCCAAUGUCCAUUUCCUCAUGUCCCUCUACCUUCACCCAUCGGUUACACCAGAGACUAUUGAAAAGGCAGCAGAGGCGGGCAUCACAGGCGUCAAGCUGUAUCCUCAGGGAGCGACCACCAACUCUGAGCAUGGAGUGGCCAACAUCGAGGCAUUCUAUGACACUUUUGCCAGCAUGGAGAAGCAUGAUACUGUGCUCAACCUGCACGGAGAGGUCCUCGAAGCCUUUGCUCCAGAAGGCACAACACUAGAAGAGGCCUUCCUCCCCACUCUCAAGCAGCUCCAUGAGAGAUUCCCAAACCUGCGCAUCGUGCUGGAGCACUGCACUACGGCUGCGGCGGUGGAGGCAGUCAAGGCCUGCGGACCCAACGUUGGAGCGACGAUUACGGCCCAUCACCUCUACCUGACAGAGGCUGAUGCCUGCUGCGACCCUUUUGCAUUCUGCAAGCCCAUCCCCAAGAAGCCCACUGACAGGGACGCUCUGCUCAAGGCUGUCGUCAGCGGCAACCCCAAAUUCUUCUUUGGAAGUGACAGCGCCCCCCAUCCGCUUACUUCCAAGACUACGGCUGCCCAGGGCAAGGCGCCGGCUGGUGUCUUUACACAGCCUUACGUUGCCCAGCUCGUGCUCCUGGCACUGGAAGAAGGUAUUGAGCGCGGUGUCAUCAGCGAAGAGGAUGUAACCCAAGAGAAGCUCGAGGGAUUUCUCAGCAAGUUCGGAAGACGCUUCUACAAGUUGUCCGAAACCUCUGGGAACAAGAUCGUUUUGGAGAGGAAGGGAGAGAAGAUACAAGCUAGCGUCAAGAGUGAGAGCGGAGCUGUAGAAGUUGGCAUCUCGAGAGCAGGCACCGAAGUCUUCAGCCUGACGUGGGUAAAGGCGGCAUGA
Trichoderma aggressivum f. europaeum is the source of this 1068-nucleotide messenger RNA. RefSeq lists its product as uncharacterized. Gene Ontology annotation, cellular component: cytoplasm. Gene Ontology annotation, biological process: 'de novo' pyrimidine nucleobase biosynthetic process; pyrimidine nucleotide biosynthetic process. Bases 1 to 1068 code for a protein of 355 amino acids. The transcript is spliced from 7 exons. Gene Ontology annotation, molecular function: dihydroorotase activity. The record is from RefSeq and is a predicted model, not a curated record. Lineage: Eukaryota; Fungi; Ascomycota; Sordariomycetes; Hypocreales; Hypocreaceae.